UGAAGAGAUGCGAGAUGAAGGACAGGAGCAUGGGAAAAAGGUGUUAGUAGUAAUGGAGCCCAGCAGUCCAAAGAAGAUCCAGUUUACUGAUCCUCCACUGCAGGAACAGCUGGACCCACAGGCUGCCGAACAUAUCCGACGCAGAAGACCGACUCCUGCCACUUUGCAGAUCUACAGUCAGACUCCCGGUGCAGAUGUUGGACAACAGCACAUAGCCAGCGGAGAGACACAGGUUUCAGAGGCCUCUCAGCGGAAGCAGAGCACUGGUGCCGUACCCACCAUGAAAGAGCUACAGCUGGGAGUGGAGCAACAUCUUCUGGGAUCGGGCCUCUGUGAGACUGACAGCCAGAUAAGCCCAAUCACAGCACAGCUUUAUGGUAAUGCUGCCCUGUGGGCCAAUCACAAUGGGCCAGAGGAAGCCAAUGGGAAUGAGGCAAGUCUGGUUUUAGCCAAAGAGGAGAAAGAAAUGGCAGAGAGCAACAGUUCAGGGGAUUAG
Messenger RNA from Lampris incognitus (smalleye Pacific opah), 496 nucleotides. RefSeq names its product protein phosphatase 1, regulatory (inhibitor) subunit 1C (gene ppp1r1c). Bases 8 to 496 code for a protein of 162 amino acids. Gene Ontology annotation, molecular function: protein phosphatase inhibitor activity. The transcript has 7 exons. Gene Ontology annotation, biological process: intracellular signal transduction. NCBI's taxonomy places the organism in Eukaryota, Metazoa, Chordata, Actinopteri, Lampriformes, Lampridae. The record is from RefSeq and is a predicted model, not a curated record. Gene Ontology annotation, cellular component: cytoplasm.